This is a messenger RNA of Cariama cristata (Red-legged seriema), 406 nucleotides long. RefSeq names its product cathepsin L1-like. The transcript is spliced from 3 exons. NCBI's taxonomy places the organism in Eukaryota, Metazoa, Chordata, Aves, Cariamiformes, Cariamidae. The annotation marks the transcript as partial. The record is from RefSeq and is a predicted model, not a curated record.
AUGGCCGUGCUGCUGGGGCUGCUCCUGGCCCUGCUGGGCUGCACCGUGGCACCGGAUCCUGCCCUGGAGGAGGCCUGGGAAGGGUGGAAGAGCUUCCAUGCCAAGGAAUACCCAGCGGAGGCCGAGGCCACGCGCAGGGAGGUCUGGGAGAAGAACCUGCGGCGCAUCCAGCAGCACAACCGGGAGGAGUCGCAGGGGCAGCACGCCUUCCGCCUGGCCAUGAACCUCCAGCACCUUCCCCAGGGACCCCUGCCCGCACCUGGGGACUGCGCACCCCUCAGCACGGAUGAGGAGUUUAACCAGCUCCUGAAUGGCUUCACCCCAGCGUGGCAGGAGGAGCCGGCACUGCUCUUCCAACCGUCAAUGGCCCUGAAGACCCCGGCAGAGGUGGACUGGCGGGCAAAGG